Molecule: messenger RNA, 1221 nt
Organism: Diutina rugosa
Lineage: Eukaryota; Fungi; Ascomycota; Pichiomycetes; Serinales; Debaryomycetaceae
Gene: RAD18
Product: E3 ubiquitin-protein ligase
Exons: 1
Coding region: 1-1221 (406 amino acids)
Biological process (GO): protein monoubiquitination; DNA damage tolerance
Cellular component (GO): nucleus; Rad6-Rad18 complex
Molecular function (GO): ubiquitin protein ligase activity; single-stranded DNA binding
Source: RefSeq, a predicted model, not a curated record
AUGUCUCGAUUCGCCGCUGGGUUGGACCUGGUGACUGAUCCCAGCGACUUCAACCUAUCGCGGCUUCCUCAGCUAUCCCAGUUCGAUGCCCUUGCCCGAUGCUACAUUUGUAAGGAGCUUUUUCGAGGUCCUGUGGUCACCAGUUGUAAUCAUACCUUCUGUUCCCAGUGCAUCCGCCAGCACCUCAUGGCCGAAAGCAAGUGUCCAUUGUGCAAACUGGAAGUGUACGAGUCUCAGUUAAGACGUGAUAUUGUGUUUGACGAGUUGGUCGACAUGUAUCGCCUGCUUAGACCGCGUUUACUAGAGUUGCUCAUUGGAGACGAGGAAGUCACGGAAACUAAAAUAACGACAAACCACCAGGACCAACAUCUACUGGAUGAUUCGAUUGAAGUGGUGGGUGAGCUAAAGAAACGACAUGUUGAUUCAAGUGAUGACGUCGAAGUGAUCGGUGAAACUCUGCAGUGUCCAGUAUGUCAGCGAUCGAUGCCAGCAGAUUUCAUCUCACUGAAGCAUCUAGACAUGUGUCUUCGGGGACUCGGAGACCAGGCUCUUCCCAAACCUUCGGCAAAGCGAGCAAAGACUAGUCGAGGUUCGAUCCUGACAUUCUUCCAACAGAGUCGUACGCCACCGCCAACAAGGGCAACCGACUCUUCCCGCGAAGCUACCAACUCCCCUGGGAGUGAUGAUCGCGCUGAGCGGUUUAUCCUUCAGGCGGCACAGCAUAAUGUGAACGACUCGAAACGACUUCAUAAACUCGAUUUCAGCUCCACCAGCACCCCCCGUUUAAAAGAACGCCUAGCUCAGUUGAAACUCCCUACGCUGGGAACUAGGAACCAAUUGGAACUUCGCUAUAACCAAUAUCAUGUGUUGUAUAAUGCCAACCUCGAUGCGAUUCAUCCCCAAGAUGAUAGAGUGUUACGGCAUCAGCUCCGCCAAUGGGAACAAUCGCAUCUGGCGUUUCUGACAUCUAACACUACGCUAUUUGAUUCGCAUAAUCUGCUGCUAAGCCAUCGUAACAUCACAGAUAAGAACUUUCUGGCAACCGAGUGGAUGCGUGCCUAUAAUGAUGAGUUCCGUGAGUUAGAACAAGCCGCCCGCAAACUGAUGAAAAACCAAACUACCCUGCCAUCAACUGAAGGUGAACAAAAUAGUGCAUCUAACGCCGUCUCAGAAACUAUCGCGGAACCUAAAUCCGCGGCAUUGCCCGAUCCACCACAGUAG